Hordeum vulgare subsp. vulgare (domesticated barley) is the source of this 1463-nucleotide messenger RNA. RefSeq names its product protein LOW PSII ACCUMULATION 1, chloroplastic. The coding region runs from base 1 to 1293 and encodes 430 amino acids. The record is from RefSeq and is a predicted model, not a curated record. The transcript is spliced from 4 exons. NCBI's taxonomy places the organism in Eukaryota, Viridiplantae, Streptophyta, Magnoliopsida, Poales, Poaceae.
AUGCUGGCACUGCCAAAAUACACACCAACUUGUUCUCUCCAGAGAAUGCACAGCAACUUGGCAUUCAGAAAGCCAGGCAAACUCAAGCGAAGCGGCAGCAGCCUGCCUACAAGGCCAAGCGUGGGCCUCUCCUCUCCUUCCCUUGCCCACCUUGCUGUUGCGAUUGCCGCCACAAAUCGAGUGGCGGUUAAAAAAGCAGAGGAGAAGAGAGGGAAAUCCUACCCUCCGUCGCAGCCAGAGGCUCCGGUCUGCUGCACGCAGCGCCAGCGCCAGCGAACCUGCGGCUCCAUGACGAUGGCCGCGCGGCCGAUCCCCUCCCCCUCCCCUCCGGCCACCGUCUCCCUGCCCGCCCCACUGCUCUUUCUGCCGCCGACUUCUCGGAAGCCGUCGGCCUCUCUCUCCUUAUCCUCCAGCGGCAGAGCACGCCGCGGCGCCCGGUGCUCCGCCGCGAACAAGCCCUCCCCUCCCCCUUCCGCCGCUCCGGGCAACGAGGUAAGCGGCGGCAGCAGCAGCUCCAUGGCCAAGAUAAGGAGCGAGGUGCUGUCCCCGUUCCGGUCGGUGCGCAUGUUCUUCUACCUGGCCUUCAUGGCCAGCGCGGGCCUGGGUAGCCUCAUCGCGCUAACGCAGCUCCUCCCGGCGCUGGGGAACCCGGCGAGGGCGGCGGGGGUCCCGGAGACGCUCAAGGGCCUGGGAAUCGACGUGGCGGCCGUCGCCGUCUUCGCGUUCCUCUACUCGCGCGACCGCAAGGCCAGCGAUGCGCAGGUGGCCAGGCUCACGCGGGAGGAGAACCUGUCGAGGCUCAAGCUCCGCGUGGGCGACGGCGGCAGGGUGGUGCCGCUGAGCGAGCUGAGGGGCAGCGCGCGGCUCGUCAUCGUCGCCGGCCCCGCCGAGUUCGUCGCCGAGUCGUUCCGCCGGAGCAGGCCGUUCCUCAAGGACCUCAUGGAGAGGGGCGUGCUGGUGCUGCCCUUCCCCACGGACGGCAACGCGCCGGCGCUGGAGUUCGGCGAGGACGCCGACGGCGGGGAGGCGGAGGACGACGAGGUGGCCAGGAAGAGCAGGAGGCUCUGGCAGCUCACGCCGGUGUACACAUCCGAGUGGGCAAAAUGGUUGGCCGAGCAGAAGAAGAUGGCGAAUGUGACGCCUGAUUCCCCUGUGUACCUGUCGCUGAGGAUGGACGGGCGCGUCCGGGGCAGCGGCGUGGGCUACCCGCCAUGGCAAGCGUUCGUGGCGCAGCUGCCGCAGGUCAAGGGGAUGUGGUCGGGUCUUUUUGAUGGAAUGGACGGGAGAGUCUAGUUUCUUUGCAGGCUUCUUUUUUGUGUUCCGUCUGAAAUUCGUGUGGUUUUGCAAGUUUGCAUACUAGUAGUACUAGUAUACACAUGUAACGCAGGGCAUGUCUGAACUGAUUAGUUCGUGCGCAGCUGUCUCGCUGGCUGAAAUGUGGCAUGGCUUAACGACGAUGACAA